AGCGAUUGUAAUUUACUGCGCAGCGCAAAGCCGCUGUCGCCUCUAGCUGUGGUUGUAGGGCUGUUCGGAGCCGUGCGUUACAGUGUCGGACAGCUUACAGCUCCGCGCGACGUGGACGCGCCGCUGAAUCGCCAUAUUGUGGCAAGGCCGAGAUAGGCCGCCGCGGGGCGACCGCGCCGCUAGACGCGGCCGCAGAGGUCACCACACACACCGGCAUAGCUCCCACCGCGGCCAGCACGCUCACUUUCGCGGCGCCCGCAGGUUAAAUCCCCCGAGACGAUGUCGCUCGUCAUCAGCCCCGACUUCCAGCACAUUUUGCGCGUGCUCAACACGAAUAUUGAUGGGCGGCGCAAGGUCAUGUACGCCAUCACGGCGAUCCCCGGCGUCGGCCGCCGCUUCGCGAACGUGGUGUGCAAAAAAGCUGCGGUCGACGCGCACAAGCGCGCCGGCGAGCUGACGGCCGACGAGGUCGAGAAGCUCGUGGCCAUCAUCCAGAACCCGAAGCAGUUCAAGAUCCCGACCUGGUUUUUAAAUAGACAGAAGGACUACAAGACGGGCAAGUACUCGCAGGCGUUCGCGAACACGCUCCACACGACGCUGCGGUCGGACCUGGAGCGGCUCAAGAAGAUCCGGGCCCACCGGGGCCUGCGCCACUACUGGUGCAUCCGCGUGCGCGGCCAGCACACGAAGUCCACGGGGCGCCGCGGCAAGACGAUGGCGGCGACCAAGAAGUAG
Molecule: messenger RNA, 735 nt
Organism: Pelagomonas calceolata
Lineage: Eukaryota; Pelagophyceae; Pelagomonadales; Pelagomonadaceae
Source: the annotation of a GenBank genome assembly